This is a messenger RNA of Plasmodium falciparum 3D7, 5256 nucleotides long. RefSeq lists its product as uncharacterized. Bases 1 to 5256 code for a protein of 1751 amino acids. NCBI's taxonomy places the organism in Eukaryota, Apicomplexa, Aconoidasida, Haemosporida, Plasmodiidae. The record is from RefSeq and is a predicted model, not a curated record. The transcript has 8 exons.
AUGAGUGAUUGUUCCCCAUUUUUAUUUGAAAACUUUAGACGUAUUUCAGAAGAUAAGCAUACAAAGGUAUGCAAUAAAUCGGAAAAAUAUAUAGAUAAUCUAAUUGAUUUAUAUUGGAAUGACAUAUGUACAGAAACCAAAUUAGAAGAAGAUACAGAUGAAAGUAAAAAUGGAAAUUUUAAUAAAUGUCAAUUAAUAGGAACAACAUAUCAUAAUAAAAACAAAGUUAAUUUAGAAAAAAAAUUUAAGGAAGAAGAUUAUAAAUUAUCACAAUUUUAUGUGGAGAAAAAUUAUAAUGACAAAAACUAUAUUAACAAUUUUGAUAAUUCCGAAUGUGGUGUAAACAAUAUUUCCUUUGAUAAUGAUAAUGAGAACCCAUAUUUUAAUGAAUAUGAUAAGAAUAAAUUUAUUAAUGAAUUUAUUGAAUAUUAUAAGAAGCUGAAAGGUGAAUAUUAUAUAACUCCUGGAAAUUUUGUACAUUUAUAUACAAACCAGAAGGGUUGUAAUUUAAUUGAAGAGAAGGACAUAAAAUUGAAAGUUAUGUCUAGAAAUAAAAAUAAAAAAAAAUAUAAAUAUUGUAUGAAUGAUGUUAGUUAUUAUAAUAGUAUUAAUAAUAAAGAUAGAAACAACCUAAAUAAUGUAAAUAAAUUAAGAAAAAGAAAAACAAAAUACGAUAAAAAUGAAAAGGUGAUGUUUCAUAAACGUUUUUCAUCAUAUAACAUGGGGAGCGCUAGGAAAGAAAAGGCUUUGAGCAAAAAAGCUAAAAAAAGGGAAAAACUGUGGAAACGAAAUAAAAAAAAGAGAGAAAAAAAAGAAUGCAUAGAAAGUUUAAAUGUGGAAAAAAUGGAAAUAAAUUUAUGUGUAACGAAAAGAUCAAAGGAAAACAUAUAUAAUAUAAUAGUAGAGAAUAACUUAAAAAAUGAAAAAUUGGAAAAGAUACAAAUGAAAGUACAUAAUGAUACAUCAUAUUUACAAAAAUUAAAAAGAGAAAAAAAAAAUGACAUGUCGACGAUUAAUAAGAUUGAAAUAAGAAAUAAAAAAAUGGAUAGGAUAUAUAAUGAUAAAAAGAAUGACAAGGAUAAGGUACAAAUUAAUGUAUCAAGCCUGCAUGUGUUAGAAAAACAAUCAAACAUAUUGAAGGAUAGUAAGGAGUUUCUAUGUAGUAUGAAUGAAAUUCCUGUUAAUAAUAGAGAGAAAUGUGAAAAAAUAAAAGAGAAAUUUCAAACACUUUUUGGGUCAUCUACUAAUAAUACAGAUUUAUAUAAGGAUCAAAUUAGUAAUAAAGAAGAUUCAAUAUUAAAAAAAAAUAAUAUUGAAAUAAUGAAUGAGUCAGGUGUGAAUAUAAUAAAAAAACAUAUUACUAAUAGAAGUUAUAGUAGUGACAACAUAAAAUGUAGUGAUGAUUAUAAAAUGAAAAAUACAAAUCAAGUAGAUAAUCAAUGGUAUGUAGAUAAUUAUUCGUCUCAAUCGUGUAAUGAAAAAAGAGAAAGAUAUAGUAAUUAUUACAAUAAUGAUAAUUAUUCGUCUCAAUCGUGUAAUGAAAAAAGAGAAAGAUAUAGUAAUUAUUACAAUAAUGAUAAUUAUUAUAAUGAUAAUUAUUAUAAUAUUGUGGAAUAUAAUAACGUGUCCCAUGAUUAUUCUUAUUAUAAUAAAGAGGAAGGGAACAUCAUACCAUAUGAUAAUAUUAUAACGGAAGAGAAUUCUAUUAUAGAUAAUAAGGAAAAUGAUGAUUUGACACAAAAUAUGGAACAAUUACAAUCAUAUAAAGAAUAUAUAAAAAAUGAAUCAAAUGAGGAUGAUAAAGAUACAAACAAAUUUACGAAUUUAUCACAUAAUUCGAUAAAGGAAGAAAUAAAAAUAAAACAAGAUAUAAAUGUGGAUAAUAUGGAAAUUCUAAAUUUCUUGGAAGAAAAUAAAAAAAACACAAAUUAUCCUUCUCAUGUAUUUGUUGAAAAAAAAAAAAAUCCUUCCAGCAAAAAUAAAGAAGUGGAUAAUCGUAUAAAAAAUAAAAAGGAUAAUAUGCAAAUAAUUAACAUAAACGACAUUCCGUCAAAUAUACCUUUAACUAUGUUAAUUUUACAACACAUGGAAGAGAAAACAAAAAACAAUAAAAAAGAGGAUAAAAAAUUUAAGGUAAAUUAUAAGGUUGAAUUAAUUGGUCCUUUAAAUAAUUGCGUAAAUUUAAAAAAAGCAAUAGAAAAAGAGAAAAGACUUUUUUCAAGAAUUGAAAAGAUAUAUGAUGUAUGCAAUAUGUAUAAAAAGGAUAAUCAGAAUAUAUGUUUCAGAAAAAAUAAAAACAUGACUGAAAAGAAUAAUAUCGUUAGUGAUGAUGACGAAAAGUAUGGAUAUCCUAUUGUUAGUAGUAGGUCUUAUAUCCCUUUUCCUAAUAUGGAUGGAAAAAAUAAUAGGAUUCACAUUAAAAAAUAUAUGAAUAAUAAGUAUUUAUUAAAUUUCAGAGAUGGUAAAAAGGAUGAUAUAUAUAAUAAUAACGGUGAAGAAGAAAAAAAAAAUGUACCACUCCCUAUCAAACCCCUGAACAUAAUAAAUGUGAAGGCAAAUGAAGAAGUAAACACAAAAAAUAAUUAUCGUAUAAACAAAUGUAUAUAUAAGAAAAAAAAUUGUGACAAUAAAAUAAAUUUAAGUGGUAUUUAUAAAGAUAAGGCACUUAAUAUGAAGGGUAUAAAAUCAUAUUUGAAAAAGAACAAUAUUAUGGUCUCAAAGGAGAAAAUGAGCAUAAAAAAGGAUAAUUUGAUAAAGUAUAAAAAUAAGAUGUAUUUUUCUCAUCUAUUAAAAAAUAAUUGUAUUAAGAAGACUUCUAUGCUUAGUUUGUGUAACAUGAAGGACAAAUCAGAUAAUGUAUGUAAAAGAAAUAACAUUGUUGUGAAAUAUAUGGUACAUAAUAAAGCACAAAUGAAUAAAAAGGAAGCUAGCGCAAGUAUUAAAAAGUAUAAUAUACAUAAGAAUAUACAUAAAAAUAUAGGAAUAAACCGAUCAACACAUGUUAGUGAUUAUAAGGUGGAUAGUAUUCAAAAUGGUUUGAGUGAUAUAAAACAUGAUAAUAAAAGGGUUAUUAUAAAAAGUGUUUUAUUUAUGGAUAAUACACAUAAGGAAGGUGGUAUGUAUACAAAACGGAGUAUUAUGUUUAAUAAUGGAAAUUUAGAAAAGAUUAAAAUUUAUAAUAAAAAAGGAAGAGAAGGGAAUUCUUUCACAUGUGAAAUAAAGAAUAAUGACUGUCAGAAUGUUAAGUAUAAUGAAAUGAAGGGAGCUAAAAAUGAUAGUUUGAAUCAAAAUGAAAUAAUCGAAAAGGAGAAAUUUGAUUUGCAACAUGAGAACCGUUCGGAACGUUUCAUAGAAGAAGAAAAACAAAUAUGUAUAGUAGAUGAUAAAAAAAAUAAUAUAAUGAAUGUUGAUGAGAAAAGAAAAAGUGAUCACCCGUCUUAUGAAAGAGUAUUAAAAAUGGAAGGAAGUAAUAAAAAUGAAGAAGGUUAUUCCAAUACAGACAAAAUACUAAAAAAUGAAAAAAAUGAAAAAAAUGUAAAUGAGAAAAAAGGUGAAAAUGAUGAAAAAAAUGAAAAUGAAAAAAAAGAAGAAAAUGAUGAAAAAAAUGUAAAUGAAAAAAAAGACGAAAAUGAUGAAAAAAAUGAAAAUGAAAAAAAAGACGAAAAUGAUAAUAACAAUAAUUCUUAUUUUUAUAAUAAUAGUGACACCUUUGAGUUGUGCACAAAUUCAUUAAUAUUUAUCAAUAAUAAAAAAAACAGUAUAUUAAUUCCUAGUGAGAAUGAAAAAGGUAUUAUAGGAUCACAAAAGGAAGAGGAACAAAAUAUAUCUCCUGUUAAGAUAAAUAAUAAAAAAAAAGAUUUAUGUAAAAAUAUAAAUGAAUCUGACUAUUCAGAUAAACAAUAUAGUGUAUUGUUAAAUAGUAUAGAAAAAAAAAUUUAUAAGAAAUGUUCUAGCAACUCAAAGAUAAGAGGAAUAGAAAAAAAGAAAAUAAAUGAAGAUUAUGUUGAUUUAAAAAAUAUAAAUUGUUCUAGAAAUACAUUAGAAUUUUUUCUAACCAAAAAAUAUUUGAAGAGUAGCGAACUUAUUAUAAAUGAACAUGAUUGUCAAAAUAUUAAUAAUGUAUAUGAAAAAAAAAAAAAAAAAGAACAAGCAAAAAAAAAAUUAAAUAGAAAAAUAAACGUGAAUAUUCCUAAUGAUAGUAUAAUAGAAGAAAAUAUGUCAUCUGAAUAUAAUUUUGUUAAAAAAAAAAAUAAUAAUUGUAUGGUUAAAUUUGAAACAAAAAGGAGUAAGUCCAUAUUGAGCUCAGAAAUAUUUGCUGUUAAAAAAAAUAAAAAACGUGCAACAAAUUUGAUGCGUUCUGAAGAACAAUUUAUUUCAUCCAUCGGACUUGUUGAAAAGGGUGAAAAUAAAAAGAGGAUAGAAGAAAAGGAUGAGGAAUAUAUAAAGGAAAAAAUAAAAAAUAAGAAAAAUGAAUUUAAAAAUAAUUUAACAGAACAAUUACUUUUUUUCAAAAGUGCAGAAAAUAUAAACACAAGUGGUAGUUUCAAUACUGAAAAAAUAAGACACGUAAAACGAACCAAACGAAAAGUUAACCUUAGUAAUAAUUUUAUUUUAAAUAAUUUUUCUAAUAUUUUAAAAAAAUUACAGAGGAUGGAAGAGGAUAAAAUAAAAAUGGAUGAACAAAAAAAAGAAAUAAAUAAAAACAAUGAGAAGGGUGAAUUUAAUGAAAAGGGUGAAGAUAUUAAAGAAAAAGGAUAUAACCUUUUAGCAACUACAACAAAAGAGACAGCAGAAAUAAAGGAAGAUUAUUUUAUAAUACAAUUAAAUAUAAUAACUGUAUUUCUGUCAGAUUCAUAUAUGAAGAGGGUUAAUAUGAAAGAUACCUAUUAUAUGAAGUUAUUUAUAUAUUCUUCGAAUGAAAUAGAAAAAAUACAAAAUAAUUAUAUUGUUGAAAAAUUCCCUUGUUACUUUAUAUCACAUGCCAAUGGUAUAGCUUUAAGUUGUGACGCCUUUAAGAAGAUGAAGGUAAUGUGCGAAAACUCAUCCACUGGAGUAUUCAAAUUGGUAAUAUCUUGUUGUAGAGAAAAGGCCAUUUUAAGAAAAGAGAUAAUAAGAAUGUACAGUCGAAUUUUUCAAGCACCCCUAAAUUUGAAGACUUAUCCUUUGAGCAGGAACAAAAAAUAUGCACACGAGGAGAGCUCCUUCAAUGAUGGACUUUACGAAAUGAGUGGUACCAUAAUCCUUGGAACAUUAUAA